Ceutorhynchus assimilis (cabbage seed weevil) is the source of this 1365-nucleotide messenger RNA. The record is from the annotation of a GenBank genome assembly. NCBI's taxonomy places the organism in Eukaryota, Metazoa, Arthropoda, Insecta, Coleoptera, Curculionidae.
AUGGGAAGAACUUUUGCAAUAUGCCAAAUCAAUUGGGAUGGUGUCCGAGAGUUGUACAAAAGAAAAGCUGAGAGACACAACUUGGGGAAAUUGGAAAAGACGUGCCAAGAAAUACAUACUCCGGGGGUGAUGGGCAUGACAGGAGUGUCAUCGGAUAGUGAAGAUACCGAUGAAGAUAAAUGUAACAGUGUAGUACCUACAAAUUCAUCCAGCAGCAAGAUCAAUAAAGGAAGAACGACUGAAGAACCGCCAAAACCUACACCACAAAAAGAAGAAAGGGUGAUAAAUACAGCUCUAGUUGAUGCUCAAAAAUAUAAAAAUCAGUUAGAAUGCCUUGCUCUAGAAAGACAGCUUCAGUUGCCUUCUACUGCUUUAACGGAUAAUUUAAUGACAGAUUCCAGCUUGUCACAGGUGCCAGAGGAAAUAUCUUUUCCCGAAGAAGAUGAUAAUUCAAAUCUUAACACUGUUGAUGACUUUAUGGACAAUUUGACUGCGACAAAUAAUACUACUGCUACGAACAAUACUACUACAAACAUUUUUCCUGCGCAUCAUCAGUAUCAGUAUCCUUCCGGCUACGCACCUGCGCAAUUAAUCGUAGCCUCUAUCAUAGGCACUUCGUUGAUGAUAGUAGUGGUCGUAGGCAAUAUGCUGGUAAUCAUCGCCAUUACCACAGAAAAACAAUUAAAAAACAUCCAAAACUGGUUCAUAGCCUCGUUGGCAGUAGCCGAUUUUUUCCUCGGACUAGUAAUAAUGCCUUUUUCGUUGGCCAACGAGCUCAUGGGCUACUGGACUUUCGGGCCGUGGUGGUGCGACGUGCAUUCCGCGAUGGACGUUCUGUUGAGCACGGCCUCUAUCAUGAACUUGUGCCUGAUCUCGUUGGACCGGUACUGGAGCAUCACGCAGGCUAUCGAGUACUUGAGGAAACGGACGCCCAGGAGGGCGGCAAUAUGGAUUGGGGCGGUUUGGGCGGCAGCCGCCCUCGUUUGUAUACCGCCGCUGCUCGGCUGGAAGGUGGAACGGAGAGAGGAGGAGCAAUAUCCACAAUGUCAGGUUUCACAGCUGAGAGUUAGACGGGGGAAGUGUGAGGAAAUUUGGUCGGAAUUUAAUAAAAUUCAACAAAAAUUGGCUUGUUUGGAAAAUUCAGAUCAAUUUACAAAAGACAUUGACAAGAUUCAAAUUGAGUUUGAGCAAUAUUACUUUGAGAUUAUAGGUAAAGCUGAUCAUAUUCUUGAGCAGAUUGCUGAGGCAAAAUCUAAAUCACAAAAGGAUGACCAGGUUAAUAAUGUUUCAGGCAACUCUCCAAAUAGAUCUUAUUUAUGGCCAAAACUGGAGAUUCCAUAUUUUUCAGGGGCUAAUGAAGAAUGA